GUGGUGGAGGUGGUGAUGCCAUUACACUCCGAGGGUGAUCUCGCCGGUCUUCUUCGCCGCACACCCGUCAAUUCUCAACUGCCGGAGAGUCAAAUUGUACGCAUUGCCCUUCAAACCGCCACUGCCCUCGCCGUUCUGCACGAACGCAAUCCACCACUCGCCCACGGUGAUCUCAAAGUUGAGAAUUUACUUCUCCACAAAAAGGGCUGCAGCGUUGUCCUCACAGACUUGGAAACAUGUGAGGAAAUUGCCCGACACCGCGGGGCCGCCGCACAUGUUGAUAUUGGCACAACGGCAUGGAUGUCACCAGAGACACGACAUCAUCAUGAACUCACACCGGCAUCUGAUAUAUGGGCAUUAGGACUUCUUCUUUAUGUUCUCACCGUUCUUCCAGACUUUCCCAUGAUGUUUAAUCCCAACACGAAUGAGGAG
Molecule: messenger RNA, 432 nt
Organism: Trypanosoma theileri
Lineage: Eukaryota; Euglenozoa; Kinetoplastea; Trypanosomatida; Trypanosomatidae
Product: putative protein kinase
Exons: 1
Biological process (GO): protein phosphorylation
Cellular component (GO): cytoplasm
Molecular function (GO): protein serine/threonine kinase activity; ATP binding
Source: RefSeq, a predicted model, not a curated record